Petromyzon marinus (sea lamprey) is the source of this 4645-nucleotide messenger RNA. The record is from RefSeq and is a predicted model, not a curated record. NCBI's taxonomy places the organism in Eukaryota, Metazoa, Chordata, Hyperoartia, Petromyzontiformes, Petromyzontidae.
GCCCCCCCCCCCCCCCCUCUCGCCGCCUCGGGCAAACACAGGGGAGGGAGGGAGGCGAGGCUUGGGCCACGUCAUAUUGCGGAAAAGUUUGAAGCUGCGUAACGCGCAAGAGCAGAGCCGGGCAAGCCGCGAGAGAGAGCCACGGGGAUAAAGAGACAAGCCGGAGAGAGAGAGAGACAAGACGGAGAGAGAGACAAGACGGAGAGAGAGAGAGACAAGACGGAGAGAGAGAGGCACGUGGCAAGAAAGAGACAUAGCCGGAGACAAGCAGAGAGUCGGUAAGACGAGACUGAACCAGAGGUGACACAGAGCGCAGCCACACACGCGCACACAACCACGGAGGGAGAGGAGAGAAGCGAAGGAGACCCAGAGUGAAGAUCGCAUUCAUACAGAGAGAGAGAGAGAAACAACCCGAGAAGACGGAGGGAAACCACAGAGGGAGAGACGCGAAAGAGGACCGCAGAGAGAAAGAAAGGGAGAUAGACGGAGCGAACGCACUUGAUCUCACCUUAGCUCGCCUCGUGCAAGUAGCCCCCGACAUUUACUCCCAGCUCAAGUCACCGCCGCGCAUUCGCGCAGCUGCACAGGCACAGCGAGCGUGGCCGCCCUCACGGAUGGCGUAGCGACCGCCGCGAUGCGCAUCACCGCCGCGGUUCUGACGAACGGCACGACCUGGCUCAGCGCGGCGGCGGCGGCGGCGGCGGCGACGUCGUCGUCGGGGCCCUGGGUCCGGGCCCUGCAAGUCCUCGAGGCGGGAGGGGACCCGGCACAGGAGUCUCCUGUCGUGCCGUUCGUGCCGGCACCGUCCCACCCCAACAAGUCUCAGGAGUGCUUCGGCACGCUGGGGCGCAGCUCGGUGCUGCAGGGGACCCCGUUCGGCGGAGUCGUCGCCGUCCUGGGCAUCAACUUCCUGCUGUGGAUGCUCCUCCUGCUCUUGUUCUCCGUGCUACGCAAGAAGGCGUGGGACUACGGGCGCCUGGCGCUCCUCAACGACAACGAUCGACCCUUGGUGCACGGCCGCUGGAAGAACUACGAUUUCCACGGGGGUCUCUACGAGGAGAGGGGUGCUCGGGAACGCCUGGACUCCCAGUACAGCAUCACGGACUACGAGAGCAAGGACAAGGGUCUGUGCUCCUGGCUCACGGCCAUUUUCCGUAUCAAGGAUGACGAGGUGAAGUACAAGUGCGGCGCGGACGCGGUGCACUACCUGUCGUUCCAGCGGCACAUCAUCGCGCUGCUCGUCGUCGCGAGCAUCUUCUCCCUCGCCAUCAUCCUGCCCGUCAACUUCUCCGGGAACCUGCUGGGGACUUCCCCGACAAACUUUGGCAGAACAACCAUUGCUAAUCUGGAGGCUGGGGACCGGCUGUUGUGGCUGCACAUCACUUUCGCCAUCGUGUACCUGCUGAUGACUGUGGGGCUCAUGCGCAGGCACACGGCCUCGCUGCAGUACGCCGAGGAGGAGCUGGUCACGAGGACCAUCUUCAUCCUCAACAUCCACAAGGACGUCACGGACGAGAGCAAGAUCAUCGAGCACUUCCAGGAGGCGUACCCCUCGUGCAAGGCGAGCCAGGUGCAGUUCUGCUACAACCUCUCCAAGCUGGUGCGUCUCGACCGCGAGCGGAAGAAGGUGGCGAAGGCUCUGAAGUACUAUGACGUGCGGCCCGAGGGAGAGACCAUCGACCCGCGGCCGUGUGGGCACCUGUGCUGCUGCAAAUGCUGCGGGAACCACCAGGAGGUGAACGCGGUGGAGCACUACAGGGGGCUGAAGAACUCGCUGAGCGCCGAGUGUGAGAAGGAGCGCAGCAAGGUGCGCUCACAGCCGCUCGGCAUGGCCUUCGUCACGUUCCAGGACGACCGCAUGACGUCCGACAUCCUGGCCGACUACAACUUGCUGCGUUGCUGGAGGAGGCCGCACGUGUCGCGCCUCUCGGAGGAGCUCGGCGCCAGCAGCUGGAGGGUGCGCUACGCACCGGACCCCAACUCCAUCAUUUGGGAGAACUUGCAGGUGCAGGGCUUGAUGUGGUGGUGCCGCGUGUUCGUGCUCAACGCUCUGCUCUUCCUCCUGCUCUUCUUCCUCACCACGCCCGCCAUCAUCGUCAACACCAUGGACAAGUUCAACGUCACCAAGCCCAUCGAGAGCCUGAACAGCCCAAUCGUCACCCAGUUCCUGCCCACGCUGCUGCUCUGGGCCUUCUCCGCCGUGCUGCCCUUCCUCGUCUACUACUCCGUCUUCCUCGAGUCGCACUGGACCCGCUCGACCGAGAAUCGCACCACGAUGCACAAGUGCUACUUCUACCUGAUCUUCAUGGUUCUCAUCCUGCCCUCGCUCGGGCUCACCAGCCUCAACGUGUUCUUUCGCUGGCUGUUCGACAAGGAUUUCCUGGAACAGGGCUCGGUCCGUUUCGAGUGCGUCUUCCUGCCGGACAACGGCGCCUUCUUCGUGAAUUACGUCAUCACGUCGGCGUUCAUUGGCACGGCCAUGGAGCUGCUGCGGGUGCCGGGGCUCCUCCUGUACGCGCUGAGGCUCUGCUGGGCCCGAUCGAAGGCCGAGCGCAAGAACGUCAAGCAGGAGCAAGCGUACGAGUUCCAGUUCGGGCAGGCGUACGCCUGGAUGAUGUCCGUGCUCACCGUCGUCAUGACCUACAGCAUCACGUGUCCCAUCAUCCUCCUCUUCGGCCUCAUCUACAUCCUGCUCAAGCACAUGGUGGAUCGCUAUAACAUCUACUACGCCUACAUGCCGGCCAAGCUCAACCGGCAGAUCCACUCGGCCGCCGUGAACCAGGUGGUGGCGGCGCCCAUCCUCUGCAUCUGCUGGCUCCUCUUCUACUCGGUGCUGCGUCUCGGGCCCAGAAGCCACAUCACCAUCUUCACGUUCGUCGUGCUGCUCCUGACGGUCACCAUCUGCAUUGGACGAUCCUUCUUCGGCUACUUCAAGUACUGCAGCAUCCACAUCAACCAGAGCGCCUCCCGACAGCCUGCCGAGGACUCGAUCUCGAACGACGGCGUUGCCUACGCGCCCUCCUCACCGACCUACCAGGCGGCCAUGUUGUUGGAGGUGAUCAACGGCGACAGAGCGGAGGAGGAGGACGAGGAGGAGCUCGGGGAGACGCCGGGCCCCACGGGGCCAUCCUAUGGGGCCACGGAUACCGACGCUCCGCUCGAGGCCGCCAUCCAGCCGCGCGUCUCCGGCGUCUGGCUCCUGCAGGAAGAUAACGCCGUCGUGGACGGCGCCGGCGAUCGGCAGUAGCGAAAUUGGGCCUUCGCUGGGCCGCUGGCGGGUCAGGAUUAGGGAUUAGGGUUGCCACCUGUCCACUCAGGACCUCCUCUUCUGAGGCAGCUGUCCUCCCGUGACAUUAAAAGUCCAGGUUUUUGUCAGUUCCAUAAUAAUGAUCAUGCACCACUCAAGAGACCACAUUUACAUGUGGUUUUGCCGUCUUCCUGCAGUGUGAGAUGUGUCUUCUUGCCAUGAUAUGCUCCGGCUGUUUGUGCCUCAGAGGUAGCAACCAGAAUCAGUCUGCAACGACUCAACGCCUCCGCGAUUAGGGAUGGCUCAUCACGAUUCCAGGAUCACGAUUCGACAAGCGAUUGUGUUUUUGUUUACGAAUGUGGUGCAUGUGUGGAAUCUGUCGCGUAUACACAGUUGCCACGAACUAUUCGCAGGGCGCACGUGAAUUGGACGCGAUCGUCGCGCGUCGCGACUCGACGCAUGUGUCGUGAGCGUGAGAGAAUCUCUGUUCGUCGAGGAAUCCGUGAAUCGAUGGCUCAUCGCAUCCCUCCCUCAAGGCCAUGACGCGCGAGGGCAAUUUUCGUGCAAUCGUCACCGAUUAUAAAUUGGCGCGCUAUCUUUCGUUGUAAAUCAUGCCAACGAUGCAGUUGCCGUAAUCUGGACUGGUUAGAUGGCUGCUGCCCCCAGUGGACAAUUGAGCAUGGGCAACUUCCAAUGAGACCACAAACAGAGGUCACUUGACCACCGCAGGUUGUCUGACAAUUUCCAUCAAUGAUUGUGCUCCAAAAUUGCCCCGGUGCAUCAUGGACAUGACGACGUUUUAGCCGAGUCCAAUGGCGCGCACAUGUGAUCCAGCGACUUCCCGGUAGGAUUGGUGGAUCACUGUCUUCGAGAGGCAGGGUUUUUGGUUCAGCCGAAUAGCAAAGUUUGUGCAUUAUCUCCUUGCAUAUUCUGUGGGGUUUCUCUGGUCUCUGGUUUUCUCCCACGAAAGAAAUUGAUCGAAGGAGAAGUUGGCCAACCAUGUGAAAAGCAGGAGCCUCAUGAGUCUUGGAUCUCAAUAAUGCUUUCCUGGAUAAACACAUUUUAUACAUAUUUAAAGCAGAUGUAUUUAUUACUUUGGGGUUUCUUUUUUGCACUAUAUAUAGCCAAACUUUGCAUGCAACGAUAUGUUAUGUAAAGAGAACAAGGGGGAAUAAACGUUGUUUUUGCACAAGGCUCAGACUGUGACGAGGUGAUGUACAUAGGCAGCAAACAACAGUUUCAGCCGCCUAAUAAUGAAAAGCCGUCGUGAAAGAAAUCCGCGGAAGCCAUAUAAAGUAUUUCCACCAAAACGUAUUAUUUUUUUGUAAGAACGUUCAAGCGAAAAUCCCCCCAUAUUUAAACUCACUUAAGCUCGGCAGCAACGGGGGGGGGGCAGGG